CCAAUCGGAUCCCUAACGGCCGCCUAUUCUUUCCUUGAUUUUCAUCAUCAACAGAAUACAAAACGAAAUCUUCUACAAAAUGCCUAACACUCGGAUUAAGUCGCGGUGUUUAGAAGAUCUUAAUGAUCACGAAAGGCUUCAGGAUAGGUUGGAGUGGGAAGGUUACUCCGAGGUCAAAGUGAAAAGUGAUGGAAAUUGCCAGUUCCGUGCUUUAGCUGAUCAACUCUAUAAUACCUCGGAUCUUCAUAAACAAGUUAGACAAGAAAUCGUAAAGCAGCUUAAAUCUCGUCCAAAAUUGUACAAAGGAUUGGUUGGUAAAACUGAUUUCUCAGAGUAUGUAAAGAACAUGUCCAAUGACUCGGUGUGGGGAGAUGAAGUCACAUUGAAAGCAGCUGCAGACGUCUAUGGAGUCAAGAUAUUACUCAUUACAUCACUCAAAGAUGUCCCUUUCACUGUUGUUGUUCCCAGGUUCAUCUUCAUCUUCAGAUACUGCCUCGAGGGGGCCACAGAGCAAAAAGAAUUAGGAGAAGGAUAA
Molecule: messenger RNA, 535 nt
Organism: Eutrema salsugineum
Lineage: Eukaryota; Viridiplantae; Streptophyta; Magnoliopsida; Brassicales; Brassicaceae
Product: OTU domain-containing protein DDB_G0284757
Exons: 5
Coding region: 80-535 (151 amino acids)
Biological process (GO): protein deubiquitination
Molecular function (GO): cysteine-type deubiquitinase activity
Source: RefSeq, a predicted model, not a curated record